AUGUUCCAGAGUGCGGUGAUCCACGACGAGUUCGAAUUCACCGGUCACAACUCCGCGCUUGGGGCGGUGUGCUACAACCGGCAUCAGGACACCUUCGUGUCGGUAGACGAAACAUGUUUGAGGCUUUGGCGCGCUCACACUGGCGGCCAACUACGCGUCGUGAGUCUCCCGGCCCGUACAUCUCGAUUCAUCCAGGCCAUCGCAUACAUCGACGCUCGCCAACUCUUUGUGGCUUCGGCACUUGAUGGAGCUCUGCGGUUGUACGAUCCAAACCUCAACGAACUCGCAGCUCUCUUCACAGGUCGGGGCACCGUUCUCAGUAUGGCCUUCGAUGGCCAACAUAAUCGACUGCUCUGUGGGGGCGUGGACGGCUGUACAGCGUGGCAGAUCAAGCCACGACCGUCGGGUAUGCCGGAAGGAGCUCUCAAUGCUCACUACGAAUUUACCCAUCUGCCAAAGUUCUUCCACGGCACUGUCGUUACCAAUUCAGGUCGUAAUAGACCGCAGACCAAGUCACCUAAAGACUCAUUGGGUCGUGCAGAAUGGGUGGAACGCCUUCAACUUGGUCCUGAGAGCACACGGUUGUAUGCACAGACUAGACACUGUAUCGACGUCUUCAAUACGGUCGACGGGGCUCAUCUCGAACGCUGGGACGACCUGUUUCCAGCAGAACACGGCACCUUGACAGCCUUCGUUGUCCAAGAACGCGCCAAGUAUCUCGUUUGCGGCACCAGCAGUGGCGCUAUCAUUGUGGUCUCGCUUCACCCCAAUUCGAUCGUCCACGUUUUCAAGGAUCAUACCCAGACAGUCACAAGUCUGACGGAGCACGCAGCGUCUCGUCUCGUGAUAUCGAGCUCUCUUGACGGUUCUGUGAGACUGUGGGACCUCGAGGCACGCCGUCAAGCACACCGUCUCAACGUUGGCCACAGUGUACAUGCGUUGCGAUUGCUAGCUCCUGCGAGUUCUCGCGCAUCGGAGCUGCCCGGUCGGUUCUGUUGCCAGCUUCGCAACACCGUCAAGAUCUACAACAUCUUGUCUAUUCUGAAAGAACACCAGCCGUGCCAAGUGCCCGUCUGCAUACUGCAGCGCGUAGUGUUCCCUGUGAAAGGUCUGAGUAAAGGACGUCUUCAAAAUGGAGUCAGUGACAAGAAUGAGAACGAAAGCUUCGACUCAGAUGAUGAUGAACACAACUCAGCAAAAACUAAACAAUUGGUUCUGCUUGUCUGUAUGGAUAAAACGAUCCGCGUGUUUACUGGGCGCAUGCAGAACGAAGCGCCUAGCUUCACGUGGAUCCCAGACGAACAAGCCCUCGACCUUGUAGCAUUCGCUCUUCAUCCUGUAUCGCAGCACUUGUUUCUACUUCUAAGCAGCCAGAAGUUGCUCAUUGUGAAUGCAUCUCCCCGUCGACACACUGGAAAUUCCGCAGAUGAUGGCAACAAUGAUGGAAUCGAACUGCAGGAAGACGCAGAAGCCACAACAAGUAGCAUAGAACGCGUCAUUGAUCUCAACUCGCCCACGGUCGCUAGUGAACCUGGUGGAAUCAGCGCACGAAGCUCCCUGAAAGGAAACAACUCCGAAACUCUCGAAAGCUCCAACUUUACUGGUAAUCGAAGCAACAGUACCGAUACAGCUCUGCGUUGCAUUUGUGUAUGCCCAUUUCCACCAGUUUUUAGUGCUGUACCAUCGGACCGUCCACAAGCAAGAACCGGGAGAUCAGCGCGACAUCGCCGGCAGUCCAACUUUGGCUCUGCCGGGGCUCCAGUGCCAUCCGUACCACCGCUUCUACGUCGUAACGCUCUAAUUCACUCCGAGUGGGAAUGGAUAGCGUGCGGCAGCGACUUUGGGCAGCUACUUUUCUGGCAUACAGGUCUGCGUGGAGGACGCGAGGCCGCGCUAACGCUUGACGCACACGACGCUCCUAUUGUGGAUAUUAGCGCUAGUGCUUCUUCUCCUCUGCUAGUAACUUUGGAUGAUGCUGGUCGAGUGCAUCUGUGGAGUCUUCAACCGGAGUUUGCGCUGCGUAACGUGCUUGAACUCGGGCAACCGCCGACGGUAUUCGCGUUAUCGCCACUCUCUGAGCUCAUUUUAAGCGGCUACGACGAUGGUCGCGUUGUUUUGCACGCGAUAGGCUACCAAGCUGCAAGCGUUGAAGCGUUCAUGGGCGCAGAUGACCACCACAAUACUACUGUGAGCGCCGGGGACUUUCUAGAUGAAAAGAAUAUGAUAUUGACUGUAAGUGUCGACGCUAUUGUCAAAGUUUGGGACCAACAGCGAGUUCUGCUUCGUCAAGUGACGUUGGCCACGGCAAUUGGUAGUUUAUGUUUCCUCAAUGCUGACGGUGAUUUAUUGGCUGGACUUACAAAAGGAACUUUUUUCAUCUCGAAACGCGAUAUAUUACCCGAUAAAAUACCAAAACCAUCUCCACGACGGCGGAUUCAGGAUACGGCUCACGAUACAAAAAUUGAAGUGACCAAUCAACUGGAAAAUGUUUCAAACGCCCCAGCGCUCGAACCGGUACUUUCGAAUCAGGAAAUUGCAACGAUUGAGGUUCCCGUGCCUGCAAAUACAGUUUUACCACCACCGCAGAAGAUUAUCUUGCCUAUUAGACCGCCAGACCCCGAGACAUCGGCGAAACAACUUUUUGCACACGUCAUCCGGCGACCCGUUGAAGCUGCGAAUCUGCGACCGCCUGUGCUGCGUAGUCUCAAGUUUUCAAGGAUGCCUUCCAGCGGUCUAGGUAUCUUCAACAAUAACAGUCAGGCCACCCCACUGGUUCCCGCUUUAACAAAUAGGAUAAAGUCGAAUGACUCCGCCACGGACCAACAGGAGGAGGACUGGCGUGAUAAAAUUCUGUGA
Molecule: messenger RNA, 2856 nt
Organism: Phytophthora nicotianae INRA-310
Lineage: Eukaryota; Oomycota; Peronosporomycetes; Peronosporales; Peronosporaceae
Exons: 2
Coding region: 1-2856 (951 amino acids)
Molecular function (GO): protein binding
Source: RefSeq, a predicted model, not a curated record